UUGAUUCAUCCAACCCGGAGGAAGCAAGAAGAAUUUCUUCUGUUGCAACUGAGAAAGAAGUGCAGGAUUCUGAUGCUACCCCUGAUGCUCUGCAAUCAGAUCAAGAAGGAAGUGCAUGUACCUCACCACUGCAGAGACCUGUGCAGAGUCCUAAUACUGAUUAUCGCCCAUUGCAAUCUAGAGAGGAAAGACCACCUGUUAUAUGUGAAAAGAUAUCAAAAGACAGUGUAGCCGAAAAAGGAGUGUGGGAUUCUGAUGCUUCUGCCAAUGCACGGAAAUCAGAGCAAUGGAGCAUAUGCUCUUUACCACAUGUGGAACCCUUGCAGAGUACUAGCACUAUUCCACGUGCAUUGCAUGGUGGUCAGGGUGGUCCCUCUAUAGCACGUGAAAAAGUCUCCAAGGAUGGAUAUAACUGGAGAAAAUAUGGCCAGAAAAAUGUUAAGGGCAAUGAAUAUGUAAGGAGCUAUUACAAGUGCACACAUUCCAACUGCCCAGCGAAGAAGCAAUUGGAGCAGUCAAAUAACGGACAAAUUACAGAUACCAUUUGCAUUGGUCAGCAUAAUCAUCCUCAAGUGAACAGUCCACGAGCUGUCGAAGAAAAAUCAAAUAAGCCCUCUCUAGCCAACAUGGAAGACAAAACAUCCAUUGGGCAUGGAUGUGUGCCUCAACCGAACAAGUCUCUAGAAACUCAUCCAGUUUCAACAGUUUCCACGGUUGAUGAGGUCAAAGCUGCACCUUUACAGUCGACUAGAACAAGGGAUGAGGUUCUUGCCAAUGAGGAUCCUGAGUCAAAACGCCUGAAGAAAAACAUUAGCAAUGCUGAUGCCUCUGGGGCUGAGAAGUCAGUUGGUGAAUCUCGUUAUGUCGUUCAGACUUCAAGUGAGGUUGAUUUUAUUAAUGAUGGAUACCGUUGGCGCAAGUAUGGGCAGAAACUGGUAAAAGGAAAUCCAAAUCCAAGAAGUUAUUACCGGUGCUCGAGUCCUGGAUGCCCUGUCAAAAAGCAUGUGGAAAGGGCCUCUCAUGAUCAAAAAAUUGUGAUUACCACAUAUGAGGGACAUCAUGAUCAUGAAAGCCCCUCUGGAACGACUGUUAUUCAUAACGGAGCAGCAGAUACUUCCACAACAAUCAUCGAUAGUGACUCAGGAACCAAAUCUGGGGAAAACUCUGUUUGUGUUAAACCGGCAGAACAACAGAUUUGCUUGCACCUAGAAAGCAGGCCACGGGAGCAACCAAAUGGUGAGCAAAUUGCUAAACCAAAGACUUGUGACAUGGAUGAAUCUCAAGGGAUCGCUACGGGAGUCUCUGAAAGCCCUUCAAGUGAGAAAGAACAAAAUGGCAACACGGGCGCAGGAAAUGAUUCAGGCGUCCAUGGUACCACGUGCCAUUCAGGUUCUGAGCUUCCUUGUAGAUUAAACAAACAGCAGAAAGAAGAGGUAUCAGAAGAAAGUAAGUUAAACAAACGAUCUGAACCUGAUGCAGAUCCUGUCCAAAGCUAAAUUGGCAAUGCUCUUCAAAGUUGAAGCUAGUUUACUGAGGACCAAAAUAGCUGACAAUAACAUAGGUGAUGCAGGAAUAAGUUAAGUAUUAUAUGGGAUGAUGAUUGUUGUCUCUAUUCUAACCUUUUGUUUUCGCUUGCACCCUCUUGCUCUCGUCUUAGAAUUUGGAAAGGUUUACUAAUAAUAUAAGGGGAUAUUACUACAUUGGACAUUACUUGUAUACUACUAUUUAUAUGGGAUAAAUAAGUGAAGGAUGUACAAAAUCUUGUGGAUCUAUCUUAGUUUUCAUUUCCUUUUUUUUUUUUUUUUGACAAUGUAUUGUCAACUUUAGUAAUGUGCAGUUGUUGUUGUUGGCA
Molecule: messenger RNA, 1852 nt
Organism: Neltuma alba
Lineage: Eukaryota; Viridiplantae; Streptophyta; Magnoliopsida; Fabales; Fabaceae
Product: WRKY transcription factor 1
Exons: 4
Coding region: 627-1496 (289 amino acids)
Biological process (GO): regulation of DNA-templated transcription
Molecular function (GO): sequence-specific DNA binding; DNA-binding transcription factor activity
Source: RefSeq, a predicted model, not a curated record